AUGCUCCCCUGGGUGCUGAGCUGCCUGUCCGUGCUGGGGGCGGCAGGCACCGCUGUUCUGUGCGCCUGCCUGCUGCUCAGCCUGGCCCAGCACCUCUGGACCCUCCGCUGGACGCUGAGCAGAGACCCGGCGUCCUCCCUGCCCUUGCCCAAGGGCUCCAUGGGCUGGCCCUUCUUCGGUGAAACGCUGCACUGGUUAGUACAGGGCUCGCGCUUCCACAGCUCCCGCCGGGAGCGCUACGGGCCGGUGUUCAAGACGCACCUGCUGGGCCGGCCGGUGGUCCGCGUGAGCGGCGCCGAGAACGUGCGCACCAUCCUACUGGGCGAGCACCGCCUGGUGCGCAGCCAGUGGCCGCAGAGUGCGCACAUCCUCCUGGGCUCGCACACGCUACUGGGCGCAGUUGGCGAGCCGCACCGGCAGCGGCGCAAGGUCCUGGCGCGCGUUUUCAGCCGCUCGGCGCUGGAGCGCUACGUGCCACGCCUGCAAGGGGCUCUGCGCCGCGAGGUGCGCUCCUGGUGCGCGACGGGCGCGCCCGUGGUGGUUUACCAGGCGGCCAAAGCGCUCACCUUCCGCAUGGCCGCACUCAUCCUACUCGGGCUGCGGCUGGACGAAGCGCAGUGCGCAGAGCUGACCCGCACCUUCGAGCAGCUCGUGGGGAAUCUCUUCUCGCUGCCCCUCGACGUGCCCUUCAGCGGCCUGCGCAAGGGCAUCCGGGCACGGGACCAGCUCUAUCAACACCUGGAGGAGGCUAUUGCAGAGAAGCUUCUGGAAGACAAGGCUACAGAGCCAGGUGAUGCCCUGGCUAUGAUCAUCCGUAGCACUAGGGAGCUGGGAGGUGAGCUCUCCAUGCAGGAGCUGAAGGAGUCAGCUGUGGAGCUCCUCUUUGCGUCCUUCUUUACAACAGCCAGUGCCAGCACAUCCCUCGUCCUGUUGCUCCUGCAGCACCCUGCAGCCAUCGCUAAGAUCAAGCAGGAACUGGAGGUGCAGGGGCUAGAACCUGCUUGCAGCUGUGUGAUUGGGCCCACAGGGGGUGCCGCAGGGCUCCAGUCGGAUUGGGACUGCGGCUGCGAGCUGGACCUCAGCCUUACUGUGCUGAGCCGCCUGCACUACGUGGAUUGUGUGGUCAAGGAAGUGCUGCGCCUCCUGCCCCCUGUGUCUGGGGGCUACCGCACAGCGCUGUGUACCUUUGAGCUGGAUGGCUACCAGAUUCCCAAAGGCUGGAGCGUGAUGUACAGCAUCCGAGACACGCACGAGACAGCCGCAGUGUACCGCAGCCCGCCCGAGGGCUUCGACCCCGAGCGCUUCUGCGCGGCGGGCGACGACACGCGGGGCACCGCCGGCCGCUUCCACUACAUCCCGUUCGGCGGCGGUGCGCGCAGCUGCCUGGGCCAGGAGCUCGCGCAGGCCGUGCUCCAGCUGCUGACGGUCGAGCUGGUGCGCACCGCGCGCUGGGAGCUGGCCACGCCCGCCUUCCCCGCCAUGCAGACGGUGCCCAUCGUGCACCCGGUGGACGGCCUGAGGCUCUAUUUCCACCGGCUGGCUCCCGCCGCCGCGCGGGACGGGGCACGCCACUGA
Molecule: messenger RNA, 1575 nt
Organism: Suncus etruscus (white-toothed pygmy shrew)
Lineage: Eukaryota; Metazoa; Chordata; Mammalia; Eulipotyphla; Soricidae
Product: cytochrome P450 26C1
Biological process (GO): sterol metabolic process
Molecular function (GO): iron ion binding; heme binding; monooxygenase activity
Source: RefSeq, a predicted model, not a curated record